Messenger RNA from Pygocentrus nattereri (red-bellied piranha), 3079 nucleotides. It is a transcript of the gene rnf168, whose product is annotated as ring finger protein 168. Gene Ontology annotation, cellular component: nucleus; site of double-strand break. Bases 350 to 1753 code for a protein of 467 amino acids. The transcript has 7 exons. The record is from RefSeq and is a predicted model, not a curated record. Gene Ontology annotation, molecular function: ubiquitin-protein transferase activity; metal ion binding; nucleosome binding. Gene Ontology annotation, biological process: double-strand break repair; protein ubiquitination. Lineage: Eukaryota; Metazoa; Chordata; Actinopteri; Characiformes; Serrasalmidae.
AGUGAAUGGUCUCUACUCUGUUGUCUGCUUAAGGAGGGCGAUGAGCCCCCUCCUCUCCCCGUCACUCUCCUAGCUAGCUAAAACACACGACCGCAGUCCCGGGUAUAUUUUGAUAUGGCGGCUCUCGCUUCAUAAAUGCUCUCAGAUUGACGUCGUUGCUGCCUUUACGCUUUGCAUGAGCGGGAGGGGCGACCCGCUAGACGGAUCUUUCCCGGGGUUUCGGACUUGGGUUUCGGACUUGGGCCUGUCUCUGGUACUGAGCUAAAAGACUCGUUCUGGGUCCCAGCCCAGACACAGAGAGAAGCCUACGGAGCAUUCAGAGUGAGGGAGAGAGACCAACAGCGGAGGGAUGCCGCCGGUGUCGGAGGAAGAAACUGAGCUGGUGCAGGACGGCUCUGGAAAACUCACCCGUUCAGACUGCUUGUGUCCCAUCUGCCUGGAGAUCUUCCUGGAGCCUGUCACUCUCCCAUGUGCUCACACCUUUUGCAAACCUUGCUUUCUGGAAACAGUGGAUAAGGCCAAUUUGUGCUGUCCUCUGUGUCGAAAGCGGGUGUCCACUUGGGCCAGGCUUAAUGGCAGGAACAAGACACUGGUCAACUUGGAGCUGUGGAAACGUAUCCAGGAUGCCUUUCCUACACAGUGUCAGCGGAGAUUAAAUGGAAUCGAUGAUGAGGAGGAAAUUCACAGUCUGAUGCCAAAACCCAGGGUUAGUCAACCAGGAGAGCUCAGGCAAGAGUAUGAGGACCAGAUUAGCAAGCUUGUAGAAGAGAAACGAGCCUUGGAGGAGGCAGAGAGGAGGGCCAGUGAGGAGUACAUCCAGCGGCUUCUGGCUGAGGAAGAGGAGCGAAUUACAGAGGAGAGGAGGAAGCAAGAAAAGAGGCAGCUUGAGGAGGAUGAGAAAUUGGCCAGGAUGCUUAGCCAAGAGCUGAACUCAACGUCUGUUUUGGAAUCCCAUGUAAAUGUCAAAGUUAAUGAUGCUGCUACAGCCAAGAAAAAGAAGCCUAGUGUUGGACACAUUGAGAAGUUUCUAUGCCCAGUGCCUUGGAGAGACGCAAACACUGAAACCAGCCCAACUGCCAAGCUUUUGGCCAAUAAGGAAAACAUUUUGAACACCACACUACCAUGCUGGCCUGACACGGUUGAGCCUACCAGCCUUGAAAUGCCUAUUUUGGACUACUAUGGAAAACCCUCUACCUCAAACUCAGACCCAGAUGCUUCUGAACAGCUCUCUGGCAAUACUAGCAGAACAGACUUGUCCUCCAAGAGGAAGAUGUCAGACACUGAGCAGGCUGAUGAAACAGACUUCUGCAAGAGGCCAUGUGGCUCGAUAUGGCCUGAAUCGCCACCACGAGAGGAUCUCCUGCAGGAGAUGGCCCUUCAAGAGGAAGCUUUGCGAAUCCGUUGGCAACAAGAAGAGGAGGACAGACGACUGGCUCAGAGGCUACAGAGGGAGCUGGAUCGGGAGAGCGCCUUGGACCGCAGGAAGGGUUCUGCAGACGGUUAUCUACUGAGGCAGAAAAGCAGUCCUUCCACCAGCACAAGUCCAGGCGAGGAGAACAAUGACAGGGAUUCCUUAAGGACUAAGGCAGAUAAAGUUGGGAAGAGACUGUCCAGAGUCAGUACACAGCAUGAAGGGAAAACCCCUCUGAAAAGCCCCAUCGCUACGCAGGGGUCACCUUCCACAGUCUCCCCAGUGCAGAGGAGCACUAAGCAGACCACCCUCACUGAAAUGUUUCCUAACAUGAGUAGCUGAUUGUUAACGGUCAUUCAGCUAAUUGUUUCAAACUUUCAGGGUUUUUACUUUGAACAAAAUUAAAUACGCAUCUAGCCUUCAGUACAAAUCUUCAGACUGUUGUUGUAAGUCUUUAGAUUUUGCGUCUCAUUCACCGACUUACAAAAUAGUAGUUUUGGGAGAGAUUUUGGAAAAGGGCUGCGUGGAGUAACAUGUUAACAGCCUUCAGUUUGACUAGUGCAUUUCAGUCAUGUAUGGUUUAGAGGUUGAGUGGUUGAUUUGUGUUAAUUGAUGAAAAAAGUUAUUUUUAUGCAUGUUCAUAAUUUCUGGAAGGCAUCUACAGUUACUUAAUUUUCUUAAUGAAUAAAUUUUGUCAAAAAAAAUGUAUUUAGUGUAUUUUAAUGUCCGUUUACAGUCUGCAACCAUUGGUGACAAUUUUAACACUUUUUACAAUAAAACAGCAAUAUACAGGGAUUCCUAUUUCCAUGUAUGAAUACAUGAAAAGUUAGCUUUUGGCAAUGUUGGCCAUUCUUGGCUAUUUUGAGUGGCGUAAACACAGGCAAAAAUGGUAGAACAGAGCACAAAGAGCAUUUGGCUUGUCAGAACAGUUCUAUCUCUAGAACAUUUCGUACUUCUGCUUCUUACUGUUUAAAAUAAACAUUACGUCAUUCAUGAAGCUGAAGCUGGCUUUUAUUCAUAUCUCCAUGCCACUUUUUAAUGUUGGAAUGAAACGCUGCGCCUCAUUCACUAAUAUCCUCCCAAGUUUUUUUUUUUCUUGGAUUUAUUCUUGAGAAAGGUCCUAAGAAAAAGUCUACAUCAGGUUCAUAACGUGUUCUUUAAACCACAAGACUUUGAACCUUCGUGCUCUCAAUUCAGUGUAGAUUCUGUUCUUAUUCAUCAACAAAUCCCAAAUAACACUUGUGAAUGUCACAAUGUCACAAACUGUGAACGUGCAUACAUGGGUUUCGUCUUUCACUUUAAAAUCACAAAUUCUGGUGAAGAUGCCUUCAGACUCGCAUACAGCAGGUUGUUUUUUAAUAGAUGUAAGAUACAGUCCAGUUACUGUAUGUACUGUUGUGCAGUAUUUGGGCAAGUUUUUCAAGUAUUUUUAUUUUUUUAAGUUUUUAGUAUUUUGGUCUGCUGAAAUUAUCUCUGACAUAUAAGCACUUCUGGCAGUAAAUAUUGUACAGUUCCCUGUGCAAUUAGGAAGUUCUCUCCCAUGUUUCCUUUUAUGGCACUAGUUUCCAGUUUUCUAGGUGCUGGUCAGAACACUUGUGACCUUGUAACUCAUAUAAAAUGACUAAUAGUUCUUUUUACAGCACUAUUCUAAUAAACAUGUGACUGAAA